AGAUGCAGAUGUACAGUUGAGUCUUGUCCUGUGGAGGUGGCUCUUCUAUGUUGUGGCUGUUUGGAGUCUCCAGUGUAGUCUGAGCACUCCUCGCUGCUCUGCACAGCUACGUUGUUGAGUUUGUCUUUGUGAUGAACCAGUUUGUGUCUUUGUGUGUUGCUGGGUCAGAAGUACACUGGCAUGUCGUGCUUGGAGAAGACUCUCCUGAGUGUCUCUGAUAAACCUGCUACAUCAGUGAUCACAACGAUGUUCUGUUUCUCCAUAGUUGGUGUCUGAUCUUCUUUACUGGGGAUCGUUUUUUCUAAUCCACUCUGAUAACCUUGCUACAGUCUGUUACUGUUAUUAAUACUUUACUUUCACUUUGUUUCAUAGCUUUUGAAACGUCUUGCCCCAGCUUAGUUUUUCCUAAAUUGUAACUUGUGUCCUCACGCUGAUGUGAAACAGGAAGUGGUUUAUGCUGAGCAGGUCUGCACACAGAGGGGCAGACGGGCGCAGGAGUGCUGCCUCUCACUCAUAUGUGGAGACUGAAGUGGGGCCGGUCCCGAGGGUGACGGCUGUUAUUGGUGGCCCGGUACAGCAGAGGAGUGAGCCCUCGCGCUGUCACAGAGGAUCUCUGUGUGCACAGCGCUGCAGCACACAUGAAAGUUGGAGCUGCACGGUGAAGUUUCGCAGAAUCACAUGGGAGGAGGCUUCAUCACAGCUCCGGCUCAUCAGACGGCUGCUGGUGACUUUCUACACUUUUCUUCAGGUGGUAGAGCAGAUCAGCUACUGAUCGGAAGGAUUAGUUUGUAGAAGCUGAGCUUGGAAUCAUGAAGGAUCAGAACUUAAACAAGGAUGUGAUGAAGAUCCUGGAAGAAGCUCCUAAUGCCAGAAAAGCUCUGAGGGAAAACUAUGACAAUCUGCUCAAUGUGGCCGACUACUGCUACAACAACUACAUACAGGCUGGUGAGGGCAGUGUGAAGGCAUUGGAAGAAACUAAAAAGUUCACCACCCAAUCACUGGCCAGUGUUGCUUACCAGAUAAGCACUCUGGCCAGUAGCGUCCUGAGUCUACUUGAUGCCCAGACCAAUCAGCUUCGCCACAUGGAGUCGUCUAUCAACCUGAUUGGUCAGACCGUGGACAUGCACAAGGAGAAGGUUUUCAGGAGGGAGAUUGGCGUGUUCACGGCAGUGAGACGAGUCCCGCGCAGCCACAAGAUCCUCCCUCCCACCAGCAUGCAGCCACGCCCAUCAUACAGCCGCAAGCCAAUCAACUACCAGCAGCUGGACAGUCUGGGCCACGGCAUGAAGGUCUCUGGGAAACAGUCGGACAAAACCGGAACGAUCCGCAAACACGGCGCCUCCAUCAGGUCCAACAAAGCUCCAGAGGCAGUCCAGUGCCCCGUGGUGCCCCCUGCUGGCGGCUCCAGCUUUGGGAAACCUGUAGCUCCACCCACCAUCCCCACCACCUGGCAGGCACCGCCUGAGGCUGACAUCAUCACCACGCUGCUGGACGAUGCCCCACCCCCUCCUCCUGCUCUCAUUGAGAUGCCAGUUCCAGACGGUGCCUUGGCCUUGCCUCCCCACCUCCUCUUCCUGGUUCAUCGGGAGAUAUAUUAUGUGGUUGGUUUGGUGGUGGAAGAGAACAGUUUUCCCUGUGCCUCUCUGCCUCCUCCUCUUCCUCUUUCUGAAGACUACGGCUUUCCUCCGUUGCCCGGUGACACCGCAGACCUCCUGGCCCCACCCCCUCCACCUCCACCUGACCAGGAGAUAGACGUGACCCUCCCAUCCAGGAGGAGUCGCCGCCGUCGCUCACCCCCGACCACUCGCUCUCUCUCUCUGAGGGUCCGCUCAGGCCCUGCCUCUCGCUGCCGCUAUACUCGCUCUCUGUUCCUGCCUACUGUCCAAUCACUCAUGAUUCCCCCGCCUCCCCCCUAUCCUCCCCCCUGUGCUCCGCCUCGUCUUUCCUCCUCUUCAGCUCGAUUCUGCUUACCUGCUCGUCUCGAACACCUGGAUCUGGAGAUCCCAGCCCCACCUCCUCCGCUCUCAUUGGAUGAUAUGGCAGGGUUUGAUGACAUACCGCCCCUCCCACCUCCGGUGGAUUAUGACACCAACGCCCCUCCAGAUUACAUUGAGAAAGUGAGGGCGCUGUACAGCUAUGAGGCUGUGAAGCUCGAUGAGCUGUCCUUCACCGAGGGCGACAUCAUCUACCUGACUCAGCGCCAUGACGACGGCUGGUAUCAGGGCAUCCUGAACGGCAGACAGGGCUACUUCCCUGAGAACUAUGUUGAAUCGUGUGGCUAAAUGAAGCCCCGCCCCCUCAUGUUUAACAGCCCCACUGUAGUGUCCACUGAAUGAUUGUUGAUGUAGGGUAACUUGUUGCACACCUCGGAUCAGGUAGACUUCUGUGUUCUUAGCUUCUGAUUGGUUUCCCCACACCUGACUCAUUAACCCUUUGAGCGCUCGUAUAAAUCCUGUGAUUAAUGAAAUAAAGUUUUUUUCUCAAAGCA
Molecule: messenger RNA, 2488 nt
Organism: Oreochromis niloticus (Nile tilapia)
Lineage: Eukaryota; Metazoa; Chordata; Actinopteri; Cichliformes; Cichlidae
Gene: abi3a
Product: ABI family, member 3a
Exons: 14
Coding region: 810-2282 (490 amino acids)
Biological process (GO): neuron migration
Cellular component (GO): SCAR complex; actin-based cell projection; lamellipodium
Molecular function (GO): SH3 domain binding; signaling adaptor activity
Source: RefSeq, a predicted model, not a curated record